Messenger RNA from Perkinsus marinus ATCC 50983, 195 nucleotides. RefSeq lists its product as hypothetical. Bases 1 to 195 code for a protein of 64 amino acids. NCBI's taxonomy places the organism in Eukaryota, Perkinsozoa, Perkinsida, Perkinsidae. The transcript has a single exon. The record is from RefSeq and is a predicted model, not a curated record.
AUGGCACGUAUGUGCAUAGCUAAUGAGGCUCUCGCUAACUCCCCACAAGCUCUUGAGGAACUCAUCAAAUAUCUAAGCCUUCCUGACUUGGACUCCCUCUACUUCGUCACCGAAACUGAUCUCUUGAACUACUCUCAACUACAUCCUCUUGACCUACCUACCCGUGUCAAGUUCCAACAAGCUCUCAGACACUAA